Messenger RNA from Diutina rugosa, 1290 nucleotides. RefSeq names its product phosphatase. NCBI's taxonomy places the organism in Eukaryota, Fungi, Ascomycota, Pichiomycetes, Serinales, Debaryomycetaceae. Gene Ontology annotation, molecular function: phosphoprotein phosphatase activity. Gene Ontology annotation, cellular component: plasma membrane. The transcript has a single exon. The record is from RefSeq and is a predicted model, not a curated record. Bases 1 to 1290 code for a protein of 429 amino acids.
AUGCACAAGUUGUUACUGUCGUUGCUCUGCUGUGUGUCCGAGUCGAAGCACGACCCCACCCGGGUGGUGUCGCACCACGGCACCGGCGUCGACACCAAGUCGCCCAGCCUGACGCUGAAGCUGGGCGCUGCUACUAAUACUCGUGGCGCCAAUCAGAAAGUGGGCGCCGCCGCCGCCGCUCAAGCGGCCAUCCAGAAGGAAACCGAACAGAAACGGGCGGCGUCCGCCAAAGCCGCCGCCGCCAGCGCCGCCGCCGGCGGCGCUAGCCACCUGGUGAAGAAGAACAGCGACCGCGACUCGACCCUGGUCAACGAAACCGAUACUAUUACUAAUGACGACCUGGCGGCGCUCGGCGAGGAACCCGUCAAAGACGGUAUAGGCGCCGCCGACGCCGACCGUGACGCUGACCACCACCAUCAUCAUAACCACCACCACCACGACUCGUCGCGGACCGUCGCCAGUGGCGCUGGUACACACACGACCGGCGCCGUCGCCACCGCUGCCACCAACACUAAUACUGGGACUACUGCUGCUGUUGCCGCCGCCACCGUUGCCACGGCGGGCGCUGCCACCACCUCGGCUUCGGGCGACCACUACGACGCCAACGGCACCGCCACCGACGGCUACGUCGACUGCGAGAUGGAGGAGCUCGACCCCGACUACCAGCCGCUGGAAGAAGAGGAGUUUCUCGACCUCACCAAGCUCCAGCCGGGCCAAGCAUUUAACCCGACCACGGGCGCCCUCUUAGGACCGAAACCGCCCCAGUUUGCCAACCGCAAGUGUCUUAUUCUCGACUUGGACGAGACUUUAGUCCAUCUGAGUUUUAAGUAUUUGCGCACCGCCGACUUCGUGAUCCCCGUCGAAAUUGAUAACCAGGUCCACCACGUGUACGUAAUUAAGCGCCCAGGGGUCGACGAGUUUUUGCGCCGCGUGGGCGAGCUAUACGAGGUGGUGGUGUUCACGGCGCUGGUGCUGAAGUACGGCGACCCGUUGUUGGACAAGCUCGACGUCCACCACGCGGUGCACCACCGCCUCUUCCGCGACCUGUGCUACAACUACCAGGGCAACUUCAUCAAGAACUUGUCGCAGGUGGGGCGCCCCCUCCGCGACACCAUCAUCAUCGACAACCUGCCGGCGCUGUACAUCUUCCACCCGCAGCACCUGAUCCCGAUCUCGCUGUGGUUCUCCGACACCCACGACAACGAGUUGUUGGACUUGCUCCCCAUCUUGGAGGACUUGGCCAAGCCGGGCGUCGACGACGUCGGCAUGGUGUUGGACAUCACCAUCUAG